Messenger RNA from Periophthalmus magnuspinnatus, 907 nucleotides. RefSeq names its product acetylcholine receptor subunit beta-like. Gene Ontology annotation, cellular component: synapse; neuron projection; postsynaptic membrane. Gene Ontology annotation, biological process: signal transduction; nervous system process; regulation of membrane potential. NCBI's taxonomy places the organism in Eukaryota, Metazoa, Chordata, Actinopteri, Gobiiformes, Gobiidae. Gene Ontology annotation, molecular function: transmembrane signaling receptor activity; acetylcholine-gated monoatomic cation-selective channel activity. Bases 197 to 907 code for a protein of 236 amino acids. The record is from RefSeq and is a predicted model, not a curated record. The transcript has 6 exons.
AGUUGGCCUGGGUUAGUUGACUGACAGGGAACAACAGUGGGUACAAAAGUUAGCUCAAAACACGAAGAAACAAGAGGACAAGGCACUGACAGAGCUGGAUUGUUGAGAAGAUUGUAUUUUUUGAAAUUUGGGAUGAAGAGCAUGGAUUGGUUCCUGUUAGCAUGUUGUCUGUGGAGCAUGAACAGCAUUGGGGAAUAUGAAAAAUGAGGAGAUGAGCACAGUAGUUGUUAUGAAUUUGGCAUGGAGUGACUAUCGGCUGCGGUGGAACCCCAAAGAGCAUGAGGGCAUCACAGUGAUGAGAAUCCCAGCUGCUAAAGUGUGGCUGCCUGACAUCGUCCUCAUCAACAAUAAUGAUGGUGUGUUCGACGUAGCCCUUCAUGUGCAUGUCCAGGUUUACCACAAUGGCAAAGUGACAUGGACGCCCCCUGCUCUGUACCUCAGCUCAUGCAGUGUUAAGGUGGAGUACUUUCCGUUCGACUGGCAGAACUGCAGUAUGGUAUUCCGCUCAUACACCUAUGACGCGUCAGAGAUCGACAUCCAGUACUCCCUGGACUCCCGCGACAAAGAGAUCCAGGAAAUCGUUCUGGAUGAGGCCUUCAGUGGUAAGCUUGAGCUCCUGACAGGCUGCCCCCGUGGCAUUGAAUCACGGACCACAAAUGACCCCUGGGCCACCACCACCGACCUCCGCAGCUCACCACCGCCCCCCCACACCCCUGCAAAAAUAUCUCUGUCCAUUGUCACAACCAUAACCAACCCCCCCAUGCUUCCUCCAUGCUCACGCUCCCAACAGGUGCCUGGCUGUCCCAUACAGAGACAUACCCUCCUGGUCACUCCAAAACAAGUCAACCGUCAAGGAAGAGACACUGGGAGUAUCAAACGGCAGUGUGCGCAGACGAUUUGGACAUAG